AUGGCGUACCACAAUACCACGUACCAUAUCGCACUGAGCUUCACCGUCGUCGUCAUAGAAGAGGCUGGUGCAGUCAUCCAUCCCUGCUGGUGGUGGGGUGGGCUCACUCCUCGCGGCUCCGUGGGCCGCUCAUCAAACCGGUCACGCGGAGCCGGCUCACCGGCAUUCGAACUGGCUCAGCCUCAGUCCAGCGACACCGAGCCCAUGAGACAAUCAGCGACGCGUCGGAUCUUCGGGAUUAUCCGA
Messenger RNA from Iphiclides podalirius (scarce swallowtail), 246 nucleotides. Lineage: Eukaryota; Metazoa; Arthropoda; Insecta; Lepidoptera; Papilionidae. The record is from the annotation of a GenBank genome assembly.